Meleagris gallopavo (turkey) is the source of this 6810-nucleotide messenger RNA. It is a transcript of the gene LDLRAD1, whose product is annotated as low density lipoprotein receptor class A domain containing 1. Gene Ontology annotation, cellular component: signaling receptor complex; plasma membrane. Gene Ontology annotation, molecular function: protein binding. The record is from RefSeq and is a predicted model, not a curated record. NCBI's taxonomy places the organism in Eukaryota, Metazoa, Chordata, Aves, Galliformes, Phasianidae.
CUAACAGUGUCCUUCAUAUUUCUAAUGUAUUUUGUUGCCAUUCUUUUCUUUGAGGAAUUGACUAUAGCAGAUGUAUGAUUUAUUUUAAGGUCUCUUUGUAAGUAUUUGAAAACUGACUAGAAUGCAUGACACCCAGCUCAUCAGCAUGGUUUGCUGGUUAUGCCAACUCUUGUGAAAGUUUAAAAACAACCAAGCAAACCACUGUCUUCAAGUUUUGAGUUCUGGUGAAAGUCUGAGAUUCUGGAGAGUGCACUACAUCGUUCCCUUUCUGUUAGAACCUGUUCAGCAGCCAUGGCUGAUGUGGCUGCUGGUUGUGUAAGCUGCAGGUAAUGAUCCGUGCAGGAAUGUGCGUGGUUGCCUAUACAGUGCUGCUGGAAGUUGUGUCCUAGGUGCAUUGAAGCAAAUUUUCUGUCAGUGAAUGAUAAGAGUACGCAGAGGUUUGUUUUAAACAGGCACAUAUCGCUGUACAGCAACUAUAGUUUGAAGUCUUAACUUAGUAGUACCUCUGGAUGUUAAAUUCUUCAGUGAGCAACAUUGCAGCCCAGAAAACUGAGUGUCAGCAGCCAUGGACCUUUCUUUGUGUGUUGGUGGCAUUGCUAUAGGGCCUCAAACCCUACUGUUCUGAAAACCAUUUGUGUGUUCAGAAUGCUGUUCCGUUGUGUAACAGCACUGGGAAAUCCCUGCUGUAGUGACUGGGUUGAGACACAACCUCAGAAUGCAGCCCUGUGUCAGUGCAGAAUGCCAGCGUUCUGCUACUGGUGGGAUCAGACGUGAUGUAUGCAAAUGGCUGUUUAAAAACUUGCAAGCGUGGGCUCCUCCUUGGUGAUUGUAGCCCAUGUUCUCAGCAAUACUUUGAUCUGGAAAGCCCUUAGCAAUCUCUUUAGUUCUUGUAAUUGAGUAAGCGACAUAUAGAUGUGUUUGAGUCUGUUAAAAUAUUUUAACUUAGUGUUGCAUGUAGUUGCAGAGGGAGUGUUCACUAAUCCAUGGCUAUUUGUGUGUUUUAAAUAUGUACAUUACAGCCUCUUUUACCUUGAUGAUUUUUUCUCAUGAUCAUGAAGCUUUCCUUUCUGUUCCAAAAUAUCUGACUUUAUUGCUUACAUUCCUAGGUUUGAAUUAAACAAACAAAUUCUGCUUUCAUUUGGCAUUGUCUGCCUACAGGUCUACAACAAAGGGAGAAAACUCAACAAAUGGAUCAAAUAAAAGUUCUAUGUGUUUUGUCUUUUGUUGGCUGUUUAAUGGCAUCUCAGUAGUGUGCACAGUGACACCCAUGAUUCAGUAAUGUGCUGGUAGGUCACAGGAAACAAUGCCUGUACAGUCUGACACUUAGCAUUGCUGCUUGCCAAGUGCACCAGGUCUAAAGAAAUUGUUAAGAGGACUCAUAAGCUCAUGUCAAAGCAUCUUCCUUUAGUAUAAUUGGAUACUACCUAGGUUGCAGUAAUUGAACUGUUAAUCAAGAUUUCUAAUCUAAAUGGAGUAUUUAAGCUGUUUUAGUGUUGGACUUUGCAAAAUAGCUUGUCCUAUUUUAUUUUUUUAUGUUUAACUUCCUAACAUCUUCAUUCUCAGAGGCUGCAAUUUGGGUUUGAUCUCUGCCCAAGACCACUAUUUAAAUGAAGGGCCUUAAAUGAUUGGAAUUGCAGAAGGAAAGCAUUUUCUAUUCUCUUUAGGCAUACGUUCAGUUGAACUUGCUUCAGCUCUUAAAUUGAAUCAUCUUGACGUGAGCAAGGCAUCCAUCUCAACAUGUGCAAUUAAUUGCUGCAAGAAACAGCUAUGGUACGUUUUUUGGGGGGGGGGUUAGGUUUUGUGGUUUAGGUGAUGGAAUGAGCAGUAGUCUUGCAUCAUACAUGGUAUGUUCAUCUUUGUUCCCUUGUCAGCCUCCCUGAUCUUUGGCAAAGAUCUUGAACUUCAGAAAGUCUUGCUUGUGUUCGUUACCGUGUUCUCGUUAAGUUCUUGAACUCAUGGUCUGAUGUGGUGUAACUGCUCCAAACCCAACUACCUGCUUGGUUACAGCUGAGCUUGAUAACCUUCAUGUAGGAAAUAGGUCGUGGUGGGUGUCUGGUCUCACAGACAUUUCCCUCUGAAAGCUGCUUUACUCCAAGUCUUAAACAUUUUCAUUACGGAUUGUUUUGUGGAGUCUGCAUGGGAAGCCUGGUUGGUCUGGUUGUUACAUGUGACUCUAACCAAGCUCAUUAUCACCUAAAAAGCUAUUUUAAGGCUUAAAAUAUUCAUUCUAUAGUGAUUAGGAAUUUGAACUUUCUCCGUAGAGAGAAGCAGAUCUGGAAUUUGAUAGCAUUUUUAACCUUUUAUCUAGUACUCUUCCGUGGGUGCCUAGAGUUGCAGGCUUGGGGUACUCAGAAUUCCCCUCUGAACAGGACAGCUUCCUGGCACAGAGUUUAGCAGUGAUACGUUCCUGUGAGAAACUUCUGCUUGGGACAAGUGAGUGUUGCCAUGUGGGAGGAAGAGGUCCUCAAGGUUGUGUUUGAUUUUGGAAGCUCUCUGAGUGGGUGUGUAUGGGGUUGGCAGGUGUUGUCAGGAAACACGUAUUAACUCAGUCAGGAAUAAUUUGUGUGUUUGGGGAUGGAGAAGGAAGGAGCAACAAUUGUUAGUCCGUGUCAGGCAUUAUUUGUUGUUUUGAAUCAGUUAAUUUAGUGAGACUGUCUUGGUGCCAGCUUUUAGGUAAUACAGCUGCCAAUUUCUCCCAAGUCAUGGUGAGGUAGUUCUUUGAGUGCUUGGGCUGAGGAUGGGAGGUGGAGGAGGAGAUGUUACUUCCAGGGUGGCAAUAAUUCAGAGUGCAGGAGCGAACUCUUCUGUGAGCAAGUGGGACAUGAACCUAUGUCGUUUUGUCUUUGAAACUGCAAAGCCCUCUGCUGAAGCCUGCAGACAGUUCUGAGUGGUGCAAUCUAUUUCAGGCGAGCUACAAGCUGAGCUAAGGAUGCAGGCCUGAAAAUCCAUGUAUGGAAAUAAAGGAGAGGAUGGCAGAGAAUUUGUUAUGUCUGUGCUUAUCGCCCAAGCAAAAGGCUAUUCCAGAUGGGUGUAUCUUGUUAGCUUUUGCAGGAGCCUGGGGUUAUGUUGCUACAACGCUAGUGGGUUAGCCCUGGUUUGGGAAGGAGCUGGGGAAAGGUGUUUUGGGGGAGGGUGAUCCGACUCCAUUUCCUCAGGCUUUCAGUUCAUUCUCUUCAGUACCUGGCUGGCACCAAGGUGAGUGCAAGCUGCAUCAGCUGGGGGGUGGGCAUUCAUCUUCCACAUGGCAGGAGCAGCAAUGGGGUUGUCAGCACGGGAAGUUUCCGUUUGCCUCAUACACUGUCAUGAAGCCAAAGUGGAGUUGGGAGGAGGGAGAAGCAAAAGAAGCCCUGCUUCCAACCAGAGAAGGGGCUCAGCCUGCCUGCCCUGUCCUCCUGUCCACAUGCCUGGGCAGCACAGUGCUUCUUGCUUCCCUCCCUCUGUUGGUUUUUGUGUCCUGGUAACGUUGCUUAUGUUAGAGACAGUAUAUGUUGGUAACAUGGCUGCAUUUUAGGGUGCAGAAAGCUUCCUGUGGUCCUCUGAGCUGCUCUGAAGGCUGUAGAUCUAAGAGGAAUGAACAAAACUCACCCCCAGAGAAAUGGUGAUGUAACUACUUCUGAUUCAGCCAAGUCCUUCUCUGAAGAACAAGGCUGCUGCUGGCCAUGCUGUGCCCACCUGUGCUGCCCACCGAGACGGGCCUGCGUUGUGCUGCUGCUCCUGGCUGCCAUAGCAGCCAUUGUGGGCCUGGCAAUCGCACUGGGACUGCAGCUACAUGCACCGGUGAACCGCCUCUGUGUAGCCACUCAUAACUGGACAGGCUUCUUGUGCAAUGACAGAGUGACCUGCAUCCCAGCCAGCCAGGUCUGUGAUGGAACUGCCAACUGCAGAAAUGGAGAGGAUGAGCAGGAGAAACUCUGUGGUGACCUGCCCCGCAGCCUGCCGGCAUAUCUGGUUUUCCACUGCGGUAACCCUGAGUACUGGGUCUAUGCUGACCAGAGGUGUAAUGGGAUGAACGACUGCGGAGACUGCUCUGAUGAGAUGGGGAGCUUGGCUGCCUGCCCUCCCUGCGGCCCAGCCUGGUGGAGCUGCAGCCCUGUUCACUACGAGUACUGCUCCUGUGUGCCCAGGGCACUGUGCCGGGAUGGUGUGCAGCACUGUGUGAGCUGGUCAGACGAGUACCUCUGCAGGCCGUGAGGUCUGGGCACCAAGAAGCGUUAGACAUGGGGAGGUGCUUCCUGCACUGUCACUUCCUGCUGUGCCACCACCCUGGAAGCUCUGGCACAAGCAGGCCCAGGUGAGCAGCUGCAAAAGGUCUGCAGCAGAGAUGGGUGCUGUGCUGCUGGCAUCCCGGUGCUGCAGGCUGGGCAUCAGCUGUGGGACACCUCCGUGGGUUCUCCUGAGCACCUCUUGGGGCUUUGAGGGUGCAGAGUGGCAGCUUGGUGCUUAACGAGCAGCUGUUGGACUGAGAUGUGUUAUAGUGCAGUUAGAAAGUGAAAAAGAAACAAAGUCUGUUGCAUCCUUGGAGCUGCUGCCAGGCCAUGGGAUGAGAUGGGAUCUGCUCAGUUUGCUCCUCUGCCAGUGCCGCAGGACCAGCCAGCUGCCUUCACAGCACACACGAGAUACAGUACAGAUGUGCCAUUGAAAUGUAAGAAAGCUGUGGUCUUUCUUCUUUUGAAAACCUUGUCUGUGUCUGAAACAUCAAUCCCAGAUUUAGUGUUCCAGGCCCAAAAGAACCACUAGGCACUAUUCUUCCUGCAGCAAUGCCAGGUCACAGAUCUUCAAAAAUAAAUCCCAGUUCACUCGUUUCUUCUCUGUCCUGUGAUCUGUAACUCGGCAUCUCUCCAUGACUUGUAUAAAUGGUGAAUGUUUGUUAUAAUUUAUAGCUGGGAUACAGCCAUAGCUCUGAAAGAUCCUUUAAAAAUAGCUGUGCUGUGUUCUGACUCAUGCUUUUACCUAGAAUGAAACGGCAAAACUCAGCACAAUGGUACUAUGGAGAUGUUUAGAGCCAUGUUUAAUAACCUGUCCGUUUCCAUGCCACGUAGGACGGGUGGCUUGCUUUCUCUGUGUUGGUACAACAUCACUGCAAUGUGCUCAGUGCUGCAGCUCAAAGAGUGGUUGGAAGUAUCUUAGGUAAAUGUUUCUCACAUUCAGGCUACCACCCUGUCAAAACAUGAGAUAGAGCUGCACAUUUUUGCUAGAAAAAUCACUGGCAUCUAACAUUGCAACGAGGCUGAUUUGGGGUUGGUAAAUCCUGGCAUCUUGUAGUCACUGUGGUUGGGAGGAGGACGCUGGUCAGGCUGGCCCACGUGGCGCUGCUGGAUUCCCCAGUCCGUGUUUGUCAGUUGGUGCAGCAGCUCCCCUCCUCGGUGGUGGACCUGUGCCUUGCAGCUCUAAAGUGAGAUCAAGGGGUUGAGGACAGAGCAGUAAGCGUGCUUGAGUCAUCCUUGGAUAAAAUGUGCACAAGGGUGUGUUGAAAAGGGGAAGUCUGCCAGUCAGCAUGAAGAGCUAAGGAAAGGGAUGGAGAACAUAAGCACAGUGCUUUAGAACACCUCUUUGGAAAAGUGAGGUUACUGUAUUGUUUUACGGAUGCUCCUGUGACCUGACAGACCCUCCGUGCCAAAUCACAACAUGCCUAUUUGGCGUGUCAGAGCCCCAGCUCCCAGCUGCUUGACUGAGGUGAAGCGGUGCACACAGUUCUGUGAGGUGCACAUCUCUUCAUGGUCACAUUAGCAGAUGGUAAUUGUGGAAGGUCUAGCAAAGCAAAAGCAAUCCGUGCUGGCUGAUGCACCAAACUGCAGCUGCAGGAGCAGCACUGGGCCUGAGCGUCACAGCCUGUCAAGCUGUUAGAAGUCACUGUUUGUGCUGUUUUUUGCCUCAGAAGAGGGCUGAUGUCUUCAGUGGACGCUAUAAAUAGUUUUGAGUUUCUGGGAAAAAAUGUAGGGCUUGAAUGCAAGUAUGCUUGUUUGUUUGUAGUUCUUUUUUGAAGAAACUUCAGCAGUAAAGGAGCAAAGAGAGAAAGAGAAAGGCUCUUCUCUCAUCUCUAUGCAUUCUAGAGGCAACGUUCCCUUUCUUGGCAUCUUUGCCAUUUCCAAGGAUGCGCUGCUUUUGUUGUCACUGUGCUCUGAUAAAUGCUGUGUAAGAGAUCCUCUAAAUAAGCACCAGUAGAGGAAACCUAUUUAAGUUCUCAGCCUUAAAGGACACAAGGAAGCUCUCAGGCCAGUUCACAGCCACUGUGUACCUUAGUCGGUUUUGAUUUGACUCCUGUGUGUUUCUGUGACAAACCUGUAGUGUUACAGCUCUACUCCUGGCUUUGCACAGACUAAUGCAAAAUGAUUCUGAGCAUCUGUUCUUUGUAGGCAUUUCUGGAUGUUUUAGAUGGUCAAAUAUAGACAGUAUAUUAUAGGCACGUAUACUGAGAGUAGGUUUUAAAGCAUAAAAUGCAUGUGGAAUUAGCUUAUAAUAAAAGGUAUGCUAUAUUACAACUGUAGAGUUUAAUCUCUAUCGUAACCCACUUCAGCAUUCGUUUCUUGGAUUAAAAGGAGGGAUACAGGGGACUUCUGUUUGGAUUUCUGCAGUAACUACAUAACCAAGGGGGGUUACUGUCUCUCUGCUUUGCUCCCUCCCCUGGGGCCUGUGCUUAUCCUGUUUGCUUCCUCCCUUUGUCAGAGCUGUCAAGCACAGCUUCAUGCUUACAGGCUGAGCUUUCUGUACUACUAGCACUAUUAAAGGCCCACUGCACUUAACAUGCAUAGUGCACCUUUAUUUCAGCUAGGUUGAUUAGUCUUCUGCCCCUAAGGUGACAAGAGGGGUGAA